This is a messenger RNA of Lachancea sp. 'fantastica', 1545 nucleotides long. The record is from the annotation of a GenBank genome assembly. Lineage: Eukaryota; Fungi; Ascomycota; Saccharomycetes; Saccharomycetales; Saccharomycetaceae.
AUGAGAUCUUGUGCGCUCAUUGCAGCAACCCUAGGUUGUGCGCAAGCAUUCGUUUUACCACAAACAUUUUUGGACGCUUUCCAGCUUCCCUCGACGCCUGAGAUUGACCGUGAAUCUUUCUGGCCUCAUAAACCUUAUUUCCUCAAACACCAAGUUGACCCUCAAAGUUUUCCUGAUGACAUUGAGCUCUCUGAAUUGAACUCGACCGCUUGGGACUUGUACCAGAUUGCUGGCACGUCCAACAAAUCCUAUGGGAACCCAACUCGUGUCAUUGGUUCAGCAGGCCACUGGAACACCAUCAACUACAUUCUGCGCCAGUUUGACGAUAUGAGAGAUUAUUACGAGGUUUCAACGCAAACUCUCAAGGCUCUCAAUGGCAAGGUGUUGCACUAUGAUUUGAAUUACACCACCGGUGGCAAAGUGCCCACUUCUCAGGCCUUUAGCUUGUCUCCCCCUGUGAAACCCUUUAUUGGGAAAUUGGUCGAAAUUCCAAACUUGGGAUGUUCUGACGCGGAUUUUGAAGCUUUGGACAUCAGCAAGGGAUCCAUCGCCCUUAUCGAAAGGGGCGAAUGUCCUUUUGGCAAAAAAAGUGAUCUUGCCGGCAAGCAUGGUUUCAAAGCUGCUGUUAUCUACGAUAACGACCCUAAAUCCACCAAGGGUGUGAGUGGCUCAUUAGAAAAGCCAACCAAGCACACAGUGUCCACGAUCGGUGUCUCUUUUGCCGUGGGACAGGAGCUCAUCUUGGGUAUCACUCUUGACCCAGAGUUUUCGCUAUAUUUUGGCAUGGACUCGUUUGUCAAAGAGAUUAAAACUAAAAACAUUAUCGUGGACACCAAGCACGGUGACCCGGAAAACAUUGUUGCCCUUGGUGCCCACAGUGAUUCUGUUGCUGCCGGACCAGGUAUCAACGAUGAUGGUUCUGGAACCAUUUCCCUUCUUACCGUGGCUAAACACUUGUCAAACUACAAAAUCAACAACAAAGUUCGCUUUGCUUUCUGGUCUGCCGAAGAAGAGGGAUUAGUUGGGUCCAACUACUAUGUGAAGCAUUUGUCUGAAGAGGAAAACUUGAAAAUUAGACUGUUUAUGGAUUACGACAUGAUGGCAUCACCUAAUUUCCAGUACCAAAUUUACAAUGCGAGCAAUUCUGUGAACCCAAGAGGGUCCGAAGAACUCAAAAACUUGUACAUCGACUAUUACACCGAGCAUGGCCAUAACUACACUCUAAUUCCAUUCGAUGGAAGAUCGGACUACGUUGGCUUUAUCGAGAAUGGGAUUCCGGGCGGUGGUAUCGCUGCUGGUGCCGAGGGUAUCAACACCGACAACGGCAAAGUGUUGGACAAGUGCUACCACGAGCUUUGUGACGAUGUAAGCAACUUGAACUGGGACGCGUUCUUAACCAACACCCAGCUUAUCGCCUACUCUGUGGCCCACUUUGCCGAUUCGUUAAAAGACUUCCCAGAGAGAGAAACUAAUGCGACCCAGAUUUUCACAAGUGCAGAAGGCCAGCCUAAGUAUGCUUACAAGGGCGGUGCGCUAAUUGCUUAA